AUGGCUAAAAAUGAAGGCUUCCUGAGCGCCAUCAAAAAGGCCCCUCGCUACCUGAAGAGAGCUUUUGUGGACAGGAUCAUCUCCAGGUCCUCCUCUCUGAAUGACAUUUUACAUGAUGUGCCUGAUGCUCUGGUGGACCAAGUCCCCAUCUCGUUGCUGGUGCUGCAAGAUGGGCACCUAGAUCUUCACCAAAUCCAGCAGAAGCAGUGGUCCGCAGAGCAGGCGGCGGUGUUUUUUGAGCGUGUGCUGUCUGCCACGGGGAAUCACACGGACCUCUCAGCCUCGGUCCUGCAUGGUUUCCAGUGCAGGCCAGCCAGCAAACUCUCAGCCGCCCGGGUCUUCUCGAUGGCUGAACAGAUGGCGAAGAAGAACGUGGUCCUGACCCACCACCAGCUGUCUUGCCUAGCCAAAAUACUGGCUGCGCACAACCUGACGGCCAACUUCACCCACUACCCACGAGACCUGCUGCUUUUCUUUAACUUCACUGAAGUGCACAACGACACCUGCAAAGCCUUUUACAGCCUGGCUUCCCAAGGAAACCUCAACCUGCUGCCACGUGGAUCUGCCCAAAGGACCCAGCUCCUGACCAAUGCCCUAGCCUGCCUGGAAGUAGAGAACACCACCCUCAGCAAGGAGCAGCUCGGCAGGCUGGGUGCUUUGGUGUGUGACAUGGACACUGCAGCCAUCGCAGACUCCCACCCUCGGAUCCUGGAGAAUUUAAAGCUCUGUCCAGCUCUGACAGAGGCCCAACAGACUGCCCUCAACGUCCUCCUCGGCAGUGGGGAGAGCCAGUACGGGGAUCCUUCGUCCUGGGAUUUAGCAAGUUUGCAGAAACUUGGGCCGCUUGCUGUGUAUGUGAACCAGACCACGUGGAGCUCAGUGAACGUGGACGUGAGAAGGGCCUUCUUCAAGAGCGUGGUCGCUGGGUACCAAAGCCAAAGUGCGUCUCAGAAAAAGAAAGCCGUGCUCCUCUUGAAAUCUCUUGGAGUUAUGUCGUCUUCAUCUCGCAGGCCUAAACGUGCCCCGCAAGCGUGCAUGUCUGAAGCCAUCACUGCCGAAACCAUCCUUGACCCCCUGUUCCUGGUGUCUUACACCUCUACCGAGCAGUUUGAUGCGUGCUUGAGUAACGAGGUUUUGAAAGACAACCUGGUCCCUUUGCUGGAGCAGCCCCUCACCGAGGAGCAGCUCGAUGUCCUAAAGCGGAAAUUUGGCGAGAUUUACCCCGAUGGGAUCCCAGAGGACCAGCUAAAACUCUUCAGCUUGUUAUCACGCCGCUACACCGCGAGCGAGAUCAGCAAGUGGGCGGUGACGUCCAGUGAAACCCUCAUGGCUCUGCUGGACCCGGAGGCCGGGAGCUGGGGGGAAGCCGAGGUCAAACAGCUGGUCGCCAGAUACAUGGACCUGGGUGGCAACUUAACGGGACCCUUGCUCCGGCAUACCGAGGGCGAAGUGCUGUGCGACCUGUCUGAUGAGCAGAUUAAAACAAUAAGCCCAGAAGCAAUUGGGAGUGCUGGAAAAUUAGACAUUUCUUCCUGUUCACAAGCCAAGAAAGACCAGCUCUAUGCCAAAGCCCGUGAUGCAUUUGCUAGCCAGAAAGGAACCAGUGCUUAUUACCCUUUAAUCCAACCCUAUCUAGGUGGGGCUCCAGUGAAGGACCUGGAAGACCUGGCCAAAUCUGACGUUGCCAUGGAUAUCAACACAUUUACUGCCUUAAACCCUGAUGAGCUGCAGAAACUCAGCGUCCAGGACGUGAAGAAUUUGCUGGGUGUAAACCUUCCCUCUCUAAAGCAAGCUGAAAAUCAUCCAGCCGUGGCCAACUGGACCAAGACUCAGUACCAGUCAGAACUGGACAGGAUCCUGGGAAUCGGUUUGCAGGGCGGGAUGCCAGAUCCAAUCUCAACAGCAACGAGCAUCGCUAGUAUUGUAAUCCCUAAUGACACCACUACCCCCACAGCUACCUCCUCCAAUACCACCCCCCCAGCCGCUACCCCCCCCAGCACCAGUGUCUCAAGAGCAGUCAUCAACCCCACGGUCUUUAUCCAUAAUGCCACCACCCCCCCGCCUGCUAUCAACCAAACUCUGACCACCCCCAGCACCACCCCAUCUACUACCACCAUCCCCGACACCAACACCGCGACUGCCAUGAUCAACCAAACUGCCAACACCCCCAAGACAACCACACCAGCUGCUGUUAUCAACCAAACAGCCAACACCCCCAUGCCAACAGCCAUUAUGCACCACGCCAUCAACACCACCACCCCAGCUGCUAUUACCGACCCAACUGCCAACACCCGCGACCCCACCACGACUGCUAUUAUUGGCCACGCUACCAACAUCACUCCGAAUCGGGUCAUCAGUGAAACAGUCACUGCCUCUAACACCACCUCUGUUACCGCAACUGCUGUGAACACCCCCAACGCCACCACCCCAAGUGCCGUUGCCUCUAAUGUCACCACCUUGACCCCCGACACCACCACUCCUGGUCCCCAUAUUGCUAACAUCACUUCUAACACUACCACCGCAGCUCCUGUUGAUACUACUGCCAUCACCCACAACACAUCUACCCAUCACCCAUCACCCAUCAUGCCCACUUCCCCCACAACUACCUCAAAUGCCACCGCUCCACCUCCCAUUAUCUUCACAUUCACUACUAGCACUACACCGUUGACUGUCAAGCCAACCAUUACCUCAACAGUGCCCAGUCCCACCACCCCUAGAAACACUGCCCACCCCCCAACAACUGCCACGACAUCUGCCACAACCACGGUCACCACCCCAAGGCCCAAUAAGACAACAUCAACCAAGACAACGCAGCCAACGAAGCCAACACCCGUGGGAUUCAUCAAUCUUAAACCGGUAACCACAUCAGGAGCGAACCUGUCUUUCAGUCAGCUGCACAUGCUGUCCCUGACCAUUGGGAUCUUCUUGCUGAGAAGAUUUCUCUAAUGCCAUCAGCACAAACAUGGCCUUUAUGGUAUUCCUCCUUUCAUUUUUCACUGGCCCCCAAAAGAGCUGAGAUGCAGGCAUCGUAUUCCCUCCCAGGUGGCAGAGAUCCCACUUUGCAGCACAUGUGGGAGCUACACGAAGCUGCCAGGACCACAUUCCCCGGAGGCAGUGCAAUGAUCCUGACGGGACAAUUAGAUAUUAAGAUGUCACUACUGUUGCUCAGACUUUUAGAAUAAGUUUCACAUUCAAAGGACAGAGCUGUACGC
This is a messenger RNA of Alligator sinensis (Chinese alligator), 3212 nucleotides long. RefSeq names its product mesothelin-like protein. The record is from RefSeq and is a predicted model, not a curated record. Lineage: Eukaryota; Metazoa; Chordata; Crocodylia; Alligatoridae. Gene Ontology annotation, cellular component: cell surface. Gene Ontology annotation, biological process: cell-matrix adhesion. Bases 1 to 2946 code for a protein of 981 amino acids. The transcript is spliced from 16 exons.